AUGUUGCUACCAAUAGUUGAUCGGCGCUCACUUCUCGAGGAAGAGAGGGAAUUCCAGUGCUUGUGUGCACGAUGUGCUGAGGGCGUGGAAGACUUGCGUGUUUUUCGGUGCGCUCGUGAUGGAUGUGCUGGAGCUUGCAAAGUUGUCGGCCAGCUACUAGGUCACUGUUGCAAGUGCGGCGUCGCUCCGGGACGUGCAAAGGCCGAAGCACUAUUUGCUUCGGAGAUGGAGCUAGAGCAGCUUCUCAAUUUCAUCGACGACGUCCUUGACAAUGGGAAGCAAAUCGAUGUGUCUGGCGAUGUUUUGUCACUCUCAUUAGGGGCCUUGCAUGAAAACCAGUACUUGGCUGGUCGUAUUGCCAGAGUCCAGUAUGAGCUGUUCCUGCAAUUUGGGCACCUUGAGAAGGCAGUUGUUGCGCUAGGACAGACCAUACGCCUGUGGCAGAACAUUCGGCCCUGUCGCGAAACUGCCUUUGAGUUGGAGAGGUUGGGAAACUUGUACAAGAAACUUGGCAGGGACACUGCUGCCACGAAGGCAUAUUAUGAUUCAUUUCGCAUUCUCGCACUUACAUCAGGCCUGGAGAACGCUUAUGUUAGGUGCGCUGCGCGACUCUGCGCCCAAAGUUUGUUGAAAGUUCCCAUGAGAGCGAGUGCACUGUCCGGUUUUGAAGGGAAGGCGGUUCUUGUCGUCGGGCUUGCGAAGAAAGCCGUGAUGAACGGCUGCAUUGGCUCGUGUGGAAGUCUCGAGAUCGAUCGGUUUCCUGUGAGGUUUAACUCUGUGGACACUGCGGGCGUGAAGGUGAAGGCUGUGAACCUGAAAGUUCUGCCAGAUGGACAGCUGGAGCCCGGCCAGCUGGCCAUUAUCCACGGCCUGUCAUCAGAGACUUAG
Symbiodinium natans is the source of this 888-nucleotide messenger RNA. NCBI's taxonomy places the organism in Eukaryota, Dinophyceae, Suessiales, Symbiodiniaceae. The record is from the annotation of a GenBank genome assembly.